AUGAUCGGACAGCUUAUGAAUCUCAAGGCCACGGAGCUCUGUCUUGGCCUUCCUGGCGGUCCUGAAACCGUAGAGAGUCCGGCUAAAUCGGCGGUGGGAAACAAGAGAGGCUUCUCCGAGACCGUUGAUCUCAUGCUCAAUCUUCAGUCUAACAAAGAAGGAACCGUCGAUCUCAACAAUAUCGCCGCAGCUCCUAAGGAGAAGACUCUCAUCACAGACCCUGCUAAGCCUCCUGCUAAAGCGCAAGUGGUUGGUUGGCCACCUGUGAGGAACUACAGGAAGAACAUGAUGACUCAGCAGAAGACCACCGGCUCGGAGGAGGCCAACAGCGACAAGGCCGGAACUGGAGCUGCCUUGGUGAAGGUCUCCAUGGACGGAGCUCCUUACCUAAGGAAGGUCGACCUCAAGAUGUACAAAAGCUAUCAGGAUCUCUCUGAUGCUUUGGCCAAAAUGUUCAGCUCCUUCACUAUGGGAAACUAUGGAGCACAAGGAAUGAUAGAUUUCAUGAACGAGAGCAAGCUGAUGGAUCUGCUGAACAGCUCGGAGUAUGUUCCAAGCUACGAGGACAAAGAUGGUGAUUGGAUGCUCGUCGGCGAUGUCCCAUGGGAAAUGUUUGUCGAGUCAUGCAAACGUUUGCGCAUUAUGAAGGGGUCGGAAGCAAUUGGACUUGCUCCGAGAGCAAUGGAGAAGUACUGCAAGAACAGAUCAUGA
Arabis nemorensis is the source of this 711-nucleotide messenger RNA. The record is from the annotation of a GenBank genome assembly. Lineage: Eukaryota; Viridiplantae; Streptophyta; Magnoliopsida; Brassicales; Brassicaceae.